UUGAGAAGGGUGGUCAGAGGGAAAACAUGUUCCCGCUCUCUCCCCUGAGCCGGGGACAUGGCAAGUGGGUCCAGAACAAACAGAAGGUAGAAGUCUAUUUUGAACCAGAGGAUUACUUGAACUGGAAGUCUCCAGAAGAUUAUGUCCUGGUCUGCAAACCGCAGCAUAAGGGCGACCCCACCCAGCACACAUGGAGCCUCGUACUCCCUAAAACUUUCAGCACCAGAAAGGGAGUCCUGAUCCUCUACUCAGAAGGUUUAGCCCUAUCAGCAUGGACGCCCGGAGAGAGGAGAAAAGGCCCCUGGCGCCCCAAAGGCCACGGGAAAAGGCCGGGUCCGAAGCUGCUCACGCUGCGGGACCUCGGAGAAGCCAUCCUGGCUCACGGAAGGAGACAGAGCGACAAGAGGGUGGGGAAGAAGGGAAGUCCUGCCUUCACUCUGGCUCCUCUCAGCAGCCCCAUUCUCCACGUCCCCAGUGGAACUUUCUUCCCAGCCUUCCCCACUCAGAGACUUCAGAUCCCUCCGUUCAAUCCCUCUCUUUUACAAGGGCUCGAUGAAUGGGAAGCUGGGACUGGUGGACCCAGGGACCACGGCUCAGUUGCCAAGAACCACAGCCAUCAGGGGACUCACUUGCCGCCACUCAGGAAGCAGCUCUGGUAGGAAGAUGAAACCCAGGCAGAGGACACGUCGAUAGAGAACCACCAUCGUAUGCAGGUUUCAAAAGAAAACCACAAUGAAAAAACACAGCAAACCUCCAGGAGGGCCUUUGAGCAUGCCCACAUUGAUCACCCUUGGCUCAUGAGUGACAAACCCCACAUUACAUUCUAUGGCAACUCCUUCCCCAAUUGGGAGGCAGAUCUCAGCGACAAACAAGGGAACAUGAAACUCCACAUGGGCGGCAGCAGCCACUUGUCACAGGAGCCUCCUGCUGAAAGAUGUGUUUUCCCUCCUGUGGCCUCUGCCACUGACUCAGAAAAACACACACCUGGGGAGCUGAAGAAGAAAAAGGCUUCAAAGACCUUGAAAUUACCUCCUAUCUCCCAAGAACCACCCGGAGUCCUGGACCCCCUGAAGAGUCGACUUAAAGCCAGAGAGCCCCCAGCAGAGCUCCUCGUCUUCCCAGUGGAGAUUCAUUUCCACACCCAGCACCCCUCAAAGGAGAAAGUGCACAGAAGAGGUGCUGCGCAUGCUGAGUCAGGACCAGAAACAGAAGAGCCCAGUCCUCCCCGGCGGCCUCCCCUGAAGCACGCGUCCUCAGAAAGGCUGGCGGAGUUCACAGUGCAUCUCCCAGGGGACAUGGGCAGGGCCACACUCUCACCUCAAGAUGGAGACACCGCAGCAGAGAAGGUGACCCCACCACUGUCCCUGAACGAGGGAAGAAAAAGUCCAGAGGGCCAGGGGGGCCCGGACGGCCUGAGGACGUCAGGCCACAGCAGCCCCGCAGGCCGCCCGAAUGUGAGCCGUUCCAGGGGCGCACUCCCAGCAGAAGGACAAGAGGAGUCCAGAGACCCCUCUCUGGGACCCUUGUUGCUGGGUCCCGGAGGAGACGUCUGCCUGUCCCUCCCAGGGCCGACCCAAGGAGAGACGCUCCUGUCGGGCGAAGCCUAUGAAUCUGUCAGUUCAAAUUUCAGCCAUGAAAAUGAGGGGUCUCGUAUUCAACAUCUCCUCACAGCAAACACUGAAUUUGGAACCGAUCUUCUCAUGGAUCUUAAUAAAACCUCACCUUUGACCGAAAAGCCAGAGAAGCAGGCAGCCCUGCGGACCUUCGAGGCAGCAGCUCAGAAGGCAGGAGAGCCUCAAAGUUGUAUAAAUAAAGGGCUGAUAUGUUCAAACAGAAAAGAAUUUUGCACGCGCAAGCUGCUCGUCGACAUGACACCGUUCCUGAAGGAAAGUGAAGAUGAACUGGACUAUCACCAAGAAGCAGGAGGACCCCUCAGAGAAGAUCAUCAAGACACCCAAGACCCAGAGCCCAGGAGUGUGACCCUGGACCCUCUCAGUGCUUCCUGGGCUGAAAACAUCCAGAGGCCUGAGGCAGACACUGUCCAAAAGGCGGGCAAAGAUGAUGACAUAUUCCAUCUGCACAGAAGACUCGCAGAACCUGGGCCUGAGUCCCCAGGGAGGUUGGGUCCUGUCGACACACCUCUUCUUCCAAAAAAAAAAGAAGGGAAGACGAAACCAAGAUUGUCCAAGCAGCAAACACCAGCCAGCAUCAGUCGUGAGAUGGAGUCGAUUGACAAUGUCAAGAGAAAGAAAAGAACUAAGACAGACAAGUCUAAGGUGCCCAAUGGGGAGAGAGAAGGAAAGGUCCACAUAGAAACAAAGACUGUUGUUGGAAAGUCAAAGGACUCAAAGGCUAAAAAGAAACCAGAGCUAAUUCCCAAAGGAAAACAAUCAGGAGUCAAAAGGAAAAGGACACAGAAGAAAAGGAGCCGGGAAACAGCAGCGGAGCUGAGGGGGCCUGAUGUCUUCGACGCUCAGGGAACAGAAGAAGGCACCCCAGACAGAGGUUUCCCUCCUUCGGGCUCUGAUGGAGAGGAGCCGUGGCUUUCUCCCAGAGCUGAUGCUCAGGAGAGCCAGGUUUCAAUAGACGGAAGAUCACCGCCCACCCCGACUGUGACUGUCACAGGAAACACGGAAUCAGAAGAAGACAGAAGCCACGGGGAUCCUCCGAAGGAUCUCCUGGCCAAGAGGGAGCAGGAGAAAGCUCUCUGGGACAGGCAGCGAGCAGAAAGGGCCCAGAUGAGACGGCUGGAGGUGGAGAGGAAGAGAAGGGAGCAGGAGGAGCAGAGACGGCUUCGGCAGGAGCAGCUGGAGAGGGCAGAGAAGAUGGAGGAGGAGCUGGAGCUGGAGCAGCGCCGCCGCGCAGAGGAGAGCCGCUUGAGGAAACAGAAACAAGAGGAGGAGCGGCAGAGGCAGGAGGAGGAGGAGAGAGAGCAGUGGCUCCAGCUGCAGGCGGCCCAGGAGAGGGCCCGGCAGCAGCAGGAGGAGUUCCAGAGGAGGCUGCAAGCGCUGCAGAGGAAGAAGCAGCAGGAGGAAGCCGCGCGAGCUGAGGCAGAGAAGCAAAGGCAGCAGGAACUGGAAAUGAAGCUGGCCGAGGAACACAGGCGCCUGGUGGAAAUGGCUGAAGAAGAGCGGCUAGAGUACCAACGGCGGAAGCAGGAGGCAGAGGAGAAGGCUCGGCUGGCAGCAGAGGAGAGGAGGCAAAAGGAAGAGGAAGCAGCAAGGCUGGCUCUGGAGAAAGCCAUGAAACAAGCCCACGAACAAGCCAGGCAAAAGUCUGCUUUGAGGAAACAUCUUCAUUUCUAUCAAGAACUCCACAAGGAAGCCAAUGGCCUGCAGUGGGCACACAAAAUUUCCAGACCAUGGGUCUACUCUUACUUCCAGUUCCUACAAAUACACAGACCUUAA
Messenger RNA from Myotis lucifugus (little brown bat), 3407 nucleotides. RefSeq names its product KIAA2012 ortholog. The record is from RefSeq and is a predicted model, not a curated record. Lineage: Eukaryota; Metazoa; Chordata; Mammalia; Chiroptera; Vespertilionidae.